AUGAUUAUUCCAAUACGUUGCUUCUCCUGCGGUAAAGUAGUAGGUGAUAAAUGGGAGACUUAUUUAGAAUUGUUACAAGAUGAAUCGAUGCCUGAAGGUGAAGCUUUAGAUAAACUACAAUUGAAAAGGUAUUGCUGCAGAAGAAUGGUUUUAACUCAUGUUGAUUUGAUUGAAAAAUUCUUGAGAUACAAUCCUUUGGAAAAGAAAGAGAUAAAUUAA
This is a messenger RNA of Lodderomyces margitis, 219 nucleotides long. Its product is annotated as DNA-directed RNA polymerase core subunit. Gene Ontology annotation, cellular component: RNA polymerase II, core complex; RNA polymerase III complex; RNA polymerase I complex. The transcript has a single exon. Lineage: Eukaryota; Fungi; Ascomycota; Pichiomycetes; Serinales; Debaryomycetaceae. Bases 1 to 219 code for a protein of 72 amino acids. Gene Ontology annotation, molecular function: DNA binding; zinc ion binding; DNA-directed RNA polymerase activity. Gene Ontology annotation, biological process: transcription by RNA polymerase II; tRNA transcription by RNA polymerase III; transcription by RNA polymerase I. The record is from RefSeq and is a predicted model, not a curated record.